This is a messenger RNA of Rotaria sp. Silwood1, 1224 nucleotides long. The record is from the annotation of a GenBank genome assembly. NCBI's taxonomy places the organism in Eukaryota, Metazoa, Rotifera, Eurotatoria, Philodinida, Philodinidae.
AUGUCUACCGACAUACAUAAUGAUGAUGAUCUAAAUGAUCAACAUCAUAUUAAUGAUGUUGAAUUACGUGAAUUAGUAUAUCAAUCACUUGAACGUGAAGGUUUAAUAACACAUUUAAAAGCACAAUUACGUUCUGCUGUUUUUAAAACAAUUGAAAAAGCAUCAUAUCCUUCCGAUAAAUCAAAUAAACCUGGUUAUGAAGGUACAAAUGGACAAAUAUGUCAUGCACUUGUUCAUGAUUGGCUUGAACGUUCACGUUUAUUAUAUACAAAAGAUAUACUUGAAGUUGAAACAUCAGGUCCAAAUUAUCCAUUACCAUUAACAUCUAAUGAAUUACUUGAACAUUUACAUCUUAAUUCAAUAUUAAAUACAUCUCAACCAAUUUUACAUCAUUUACUUAAUAAUAAUCGAUCAAAUAAAAUAAAUUCUCUUCCUGAUCAUAUUAAACAAUCGAUUGAUAUGAAAUUUCCAAAUGAAAAAAUAAAUGAUAUAAAUCGUGUACGAGAACAUUUUCGUUCAUUAUUUUCAUUUGCAUUUGAUUCAAAUAUACUUGAUACAUUUUUUAAUAAAAAUAUUUCAUUAUCAACAACAUCAAUAUCUAAAAGUGAUUAUGAACAAAUUUGUCUAAAAUGGAUGCAAGCAUGUGCUAAAGUUCUUACACCAUCAUCAACUCCUAUUAAACAAACAUCAUCUACUAUACCAACACAAUCAUCAUCAUCACAUAGUGUUGUUAAUAAUGGUCAAACAAUAACUCGAGCUCAUCGUUCAGCAUCACCACCAUCAGAAUCACAUUCGUCAUCAUCAGCUAGUUCAUCAUCAGAAAAUCCACGAAAAGGUGGUUAUGAUUUUCAAUUCCCAACAAUAAUGAAUACAAAUAAAAGUACUGUAAAAAAAAGUACGGAUACUAUUCCACCACCACCAUUACUCAAUUUUAAUACGAAUAGUACUGAUGAUAGUACAACAUCGUCAAUAUUGUCUCAACGUAAUGCAACACCAGCUGCAUUAAAUCAUUUAAAAAAUAUUGAAGAUAUUGCUCGUGGUGAUGAAACACCACGUACAAGAACAACAAUACAAAAAUUAUCUAAUAAUAUUCAUAAAAAUAUUCCAGUUGAAUAUGAAGAUGAAAGUAUUAGUCAAAGUCAAAUGAGUAGCAUUGAUGAUAUUACUGUUGAUAAAGCAUCAUCAUCUCUAUCAGCUCAUAUUGAUUAUUUAGAAGAUAUAUAA